Knipowitschia caucasica is the source of this 837-nucleotide messenger RNA. NCBI's taxonomy places the organism in Eukaryota, Metazoa, Chordata, Actinopteri, Gobiiformes, Gobiidae. The record is from the annotation of a GenBank genome assembly.
AUGCUGUCAGAGGUCACAGGUCACAGACUCAGGUCACAGACUCAGGUCACAGACACAGGUCACCGACUCAGGCCACAGACUCAGGCCACAGACUCAGGUCACAGCCUCAGGUCACAGACACAGGUCACAGACUCAGGCCACAGACUCAGGCCACAGACUCAGGUCACAGACUCAGGUCACAGACUCAGGCCACAGACUCAGGCCACAGACUCAGGUCACAGACUCAGGUCACAGACACAGGUCACCGACUCAGGUCACAGACUCAGGCCACAGACUCAGGUCACAGACUCAGGCCACAGACUCAGGUCACAGACUCAGCCCACAGACUCAGGUCACAGACUCAGGCCACAGACUCAGGUCACAGACUCAGGCCACAGACUCAGGUCACAGACUCAGGUCACAGACUCAGGCCACAGACUCAGGUCACAGACUCAGGUCACAGACUCAGGCCACAGACUCAGGACACAGACUCAGGCCACAGACUCAGGUCACAGACAGACAGACUCAGGUCACAGACUCAGGCCACAGACUCAGGCCACAGACUCAGGUCACAGACUCAGGCCACAGACUCAGGCCACAGACUCAGGUCACAGACUCAGGCCACAGACUCAGGCCACAGACACAGGCCACAGACUCAGGUCACAGACUCAGGUCACAGACUCAGGCCACAGACUCAGGCCACAGACUCAGGUCACAGACUCGGGCCACAGACUCGGGCCACAGACUCGGGCCACAGACUCGGGCCACGGACUCGGGCCACAGACUCAGGCCACAGACUCAGGUCACAGACUCAGGCCACAGACUCAGGCCACAGACUCGGCCACAGACUCGGCCUAG